UUUACAUACGUAUCUACACCGAGGGCAUUAACUAGGGAAACUGAAGCUGUUGUUGGAACGAAAACAAAACUUAAGCACAGUUCGUGCAGCAACAAUAGUGCUCUACAUGCUAAUAAAAGAAUUUCACCUUUCGUGGCAUUAUAUUAAUUGAUCUUCUACUAUAUCCCUCUUCCACUUGCAGUUGCCCAGCAUGACGGCAUCUCUCAAAUCUCUCCAAAAUCGAGCAGCAUUGCGGAGAAUGAGUUUCACAGUACAGCGCGUCUAUCUAUUGAGAGCACCAUGGCCGACACUAUAGCUGCUGAGCUACCCCGCGCCCAGAGUCGACAGCUCGUAAACGAGGAGAAUGAGACGAGGGCGCGCGUGCAACGCUCUGCUCUGCCCAUACUCCACGAGAGUGGAGCCAAAGCUGGCCCCAAUGACGUGCACUUUCCCGAAGAUAUAGAGAAGGAUGUGUCCGCCGGACGAUAUUUUCAUUACAACAUCAAGCCAACUGGCACGUACGAAGCACAGGGUGUCCAGGGAGAGGAGCAAUGGGAACCGGAGCGAACAAAACGCGCUCGCGCUGGCAAAACACUCACAGAGUCCAGUUCCGCCUUCAGCUCAAGCAGUACUGUGCAGCCUUUUUUAGUGAAAGGGGACCCGCGACCAGAGUCGGGGUCCCCCAACAGUCCGAUUCAGCCGACGACCAGUACUGCCACCUCGACGGUAGCGGCGGCGAGUGCGACGAUGGCGCCAAAUAGUCCUCGUCAGAAUGGCAACCCCGACAUACAGGACAUAAUUACGGGAAUCGUUAAGCUCUUGAAUGGAAAUGUAAAUGUGCAUGCAAACACGCAGGGCAUUCGGAGGCCAGCGGCGAGUCGCAUCAACAAUCGUGGACCACCCCGCAUAUCCGAAGUGCAGACGCUUCCUCUGGAUUAUGAGGCUCAAAAACCAGGUACUUCGAUACGCCCGCCACCAUAUCCGUUCGAUAGACCAGACAGACCAUUCAUUACAGGCGUGCCCAUACCAGAGCAGAUUGUUCCCGUGCGUCCAGGUUUUGUGAGUAACCGACCGCCGUGGUAUCGCAACAAGCCACGCCCACCAAUAGCGACUAGCGUGGGGGGUCGACGACCACUGCCGCAGUACAAGCCACUGCCAUCACCACAAGUUUUGCCACCGUUGGAGCAAGAGGUGCAACAGCCACCACCUGAUCCAAUACAGCACCAAACGCAAACUCAAGAGGAACCGCCGCAUCCCACAGAUACCACGUACGACUCGGAGUUUUCAAAUGAGGAUGGCAACACACAGUACAUUGAAGUGUCCGACCAGGACACGGACACUAUUGGUGGUGGUGAAGUUGAUGACGAACUGCAACCACCGCCACCGCCACCGCCGCCAUCGCCAUCGCCAUCAACAUCGCCAUCACCGCCGACAACACCGGCCAAGGAAAAAGAGACAGCAGGCAAGAAGAAACAUAAGCCCAAGCCCAACAAAAAACAUCAAAAUGGUGAUGGAUACACGACCAUAAUUGAGACCAGCUCGGUGGUGCACACAGUGAUGGGAGUGUCAUCCACGUAUGUGCCCAUGUCCAUGGAAAGUGCUGAGGGUCCUGAGCUGGAUCCCACAACUGAGGAGGUGAUCUUUAUGACAGCCAGCAGAACACCUAGUCUGGAGUCGUCGCUCUUGCAUCACACCAGUGAGAAUCCGGUGGUGGCUAGCAGUAGCAUUUUGACUACACCUCUCAGCAUGACGACGUCGCAAGCGGAGACCAUUGCCCCAACACCGUACGUGCCGCAUUCCAAAGUACCCACAACCACCUCUUCUACAUCCACCACCAGUACUACCACCUCAACAACAACCACAACCACCUCAACCACAACUACCACAACCGAAAAAACGCCCAAUCAGGCCAAUAACAAUGCCCCGACGCCCCCUGCACAACCCGCUCAAUACCAUCCCCGUCCCGGCAUUGUGCUCGACGAUCCAGAGUUCAAACCAGGCGGUCGGCCACGCCCCGCGCAGCCUCCGGCAGCCCCACAACAGCCUAUUCAGCCAACGCGUCAACACCUGCCACCUGGCUAUGGUGAAAUCUUUGACGUCACUCUAUCCGCCAUACAAGGACCGGGCACCAAGGGCGGCGGUUCACAACAAACUAUUAACAUCAAGCCCUAUGGAUCAUAUGGGAACAGCGGAGGUGCGGGCGCACAGGCUGAUAUUAUUGUGUCGGCAUCAGGUGAUGAAGGCUUCGUAUCGAUCGAUGGCAAGCGCACUUACAUCAAUCUUUUUGGUGACCCAACAGAUCCGCCGGCAGGAGCAACAACACCAGCUACACGUCUACCACAGUUUCCGGGCAUAGCAGCGGGCGGCCAUAGUGGUAGCCAUGGUGGUAGUGCAGGUGCAGGUGGAGGUGGAGGUGGUGGUAACAAUCCGGUUACACAAAGCAGCGGUGGGUAUGUGGUGCCUGAAACGGAGGUAGUCGAGUUGCAGCCGCAACCGGGCACAAAACCAGCAUCUGCAGCAGCCUCCCCAACGACCAACGCCAAUCCCACGAGACCUCAUUAUCGUCCGCGAGCCACACAGCCACCUGUCCGCAUUGACACAUGCAUCGUGGGUGACGACUCCACAUGCGAUCAGGCGCAGCAUGAGCGCUGCAAGACGGAUAACGGCGUGUCCAGCUGUCACUGCAGGCCAGGCUAUUCCCGUCGUAAGCAUCGAGAGCCUUGUCGCCGCAUCAUUGCCUUCCACUUGGGAAUGCGAGUCGAUCGCAUCUACGAGCACCGCAUAGUGUGGGACAGCAAGCUAUUGGACAAGAACAGCGAGCCCUAUGGACAAUUGAGCUACGAAUCAGUGCGCGCGCUGGACUCGGCUAUGUCUAUGACGCCAUACUCGGAUGAAUUCAUGGACGCCAAGGUGAACAACAUUUAUCGCGGAGAUCCUAAUCUGGGCGGUAGUGGUGUCUACGUGAAUCUAACCCUAAAGCUGGACGAGAGUGUGGAAACUCUGCGACCCAAUCUCCGUAGCGAUGUGCAGAAACAUCUGUUGGGUGUGUUGCAUCGGCGUAACAACAACAUUGGCAACUCUGUGCUGUAUGUGAGCUCUCCGGAAGGCGCUGUUUCAGCACUCCACGACCUGGAUGAGUGUCAGUCGCGGGAACUAAACGAUUGCCAUGUCAGCGCUAGUUGCACCAAUACAUGGGGAAGCUUCCGUUGCACCUGUGAAGUGGGAACGCGGGACCCUUGGGCCGAUCAAAUGCUACGCGCCGGGCGUGAGUGUCAGGCCUGUCCGGAUGCCUAUUGCAACAAUCGGGGUACCUGCAGCUACAACGACGAUGGCAAUCAGGUCUGCGCCUGCGACUCCAGUCACUAUGGAACGCAGUGUGAAAUAGACGGCGAAGUGCUGGGCGUAGCGAUUGGUGCCUCUGUGGCGGCGGUCAUCAUAAUUGUCCUUACCUUGGUUUGCCUGAUUAUGUGGUCGCGCAGAUGGCAACGUGAGCAGAAAAAUGCGAUGGGCUCGCCUGUGUUCGGAUACAUGAAUACGGCGCCCCUCAAGUCCGCUGGCCUGCCCCAGGCAGGCUAUCAAGUAACACUGGAGGAUCGCAUGCGCUGGGCCCAGAUUGCCGAUGUUAUGGCGCAAACUAAUCACUAUGGGGCGGAGCCUAUCGGACCCACACGUCCCUCUUCGGCCAUGUUCGCUUAUCCGAAUCUCGGCGCCAUGGGCAUGGGCACCAUUGGUGGCAUGUCUUUACAGAGCACAAUGCAAAUGCACCCGAGUGGCAGUCUUGCGCCGCCAGUACCAUUACCCAGACUGGGCCUGGGACCCCGCGCAAGUGGCAUGCGAACGCUGGAAAACUCCAGCUCGAGUGAGGAGGAAGAUCGCGCCGAUUUACUGGGCCGAAACUUUCAAGUGCCACGUCCCAAGAGUCGCAGCAAUGGCAGCAUAGCGAAUCAGUCUGGCAUCUAUUAUGAUGUGGACUACGAGCCCUCGGGCAAUGGAAUUGGCAACACCAGCGUCGACCAUCUUUAUGGCUCUCAAAAUGCCUCCGUGACGCAUUCGUCGAGCAACAACCACAUACCCGGUCCACAGGGCAUUCCCAUGAGCACGUACACGUCCGGUCGCGCUCCCAGCAGUUACUACAUGAAGUGACGCAAGGGCGAGUCUUAGUUAGUCUAGCUGCUUAGUGUUAAUGAGCCUGUAAAUACACAUAAUUAGGUCGACUCAGAUUAGUUAUUAGUAGGCCCCUUAAAACACUUUUCAACUGCAGGUGCGGGUCGAGACAAGCAGGCCAUGACUGCAGCUGAGACGCGUUUUGAGCCAGAAGACUUAAGAUUAUGGUUUAUGCAAUGUAAACAAUUACUAAUCAUUAAUAUUAGUUUAAAUGUUUAAAUUAUAAAACUGCAAUUUAGUUCAAGAGUUCAAGAGAGAAACACAAAAAGUCAAAACAAAAUAAGCAAAGUAGUUUUUAGUCUAAAAUCGAAUACACACAAGCAAAUGAUUUGAAAACAGCUAAAAAUUGUAUUUAAUAAGAAGACGUUAUUAUAAUUGACUUAAUAAUUACAAUACGCCCAACAAAAUGAGAUCAAUCAUGUAGUUUAGA
Molecule: messenger RNA, 4573 nt
Organism: Scaptodrosophila lebanonensis
Lineage: Eukaryota; Metazoa; Arthropoda; Insecta; Diptera; Drosophilidae
Gene: pwn
Product: mucin-2
Exons: 7
Coding region: 280-4122 (1280 amino acids)
Molecular function (GO): calcium ion binding
Source: RefSeq, a predicted model, not a curated record